Molecule: messenger RNA, 1628 nt
Organism: Vitis riparia (riverbank grape)
Lineage: Eukaryota; Viridiplantae; Streptophyta; Magnoliopsida; Vitales; Vitaceae
Product: fumarylacetoacetase
Exons: 14
Coding region: 109-1368 (419 amino acids)
Biological process (GO): L-tyrosine catabolic process; L-phenylalanine catabolic process; homogentisate catabolic process
Molecular function (GO): fumarylacetoacetase activity
Source: RefSeq, a predicted model, not a curated record
AGUCUUAAAUUCUUAAUCACUUCACAUACCUCUCAAAGCAUCACUAAUCGCACUACUUCACCGCUCUGCUUUCUCUGGACACCGAGACGACGUCGUUUUACAGCAGCCAUGGCUCUCCAGUCUUUCGUCGAAGUUCACCCUGACUCUCACUUCCCCAUCCAGAACCUUCCGUACGGUGUUUUCCGGCCUGGACCGUCUGCGGAGGCUCGGCCUGGCGUGGCGAUCGGAGACUAUGUGUUGGAUCUCUCGGUGGUUCAGUCCGCCGGUCUGUUGGACGGUCCGAUUGUCGGAAAAUCCGAUUGUUUCCUGCAGCCGAAUCUCAACAAGUUCUUGGGAAUGGGGCGGGCUGCAUGGAAGGAAGCUCGAUCGACACUUCAAAAGCUGCUGUCAUCUACAGAACCAACACUGCGUGACAAUGCAAGCUUGAGGGAAAAAGCACUUGUACCAAUGAACAAGGUAGAAAUGUGUCUUCCUAUGGUGAUAGGGGACUAUUCAGACUUCUUUUCGUCCAUGCAUCAUGCAAGGAACUGUGGGAGCAUAUUUCGUGGACCAGAGGACCCGAUUGGAGCAAACUGGUUCCACCUUCCUAUUGCAUAUCAUGGGCGGGCAUCGUCUAUUGUUAUAUCUGGAACUGAUCUUAUUCGGCCAAAAGGCCAAGGUCAUCCAAUUGGCAAUUCACCAUAUUUUGGACCUUCAAGAAAGCUAGACUUUGAGCUAGAAAUGGCUGCUAUAGUUGGUCCUGGUAAUGAAUUAGGAAAGCCUGUGGAUGUUAAUGAGGCUGCAGAUCAUAUCUUUGGACUUGUGAUCAUGAACGACUGGAGUGCAAGAGAUAUUCAGGCAUGGGAAUAUGUGCCUCUUGGGCCUUUUCUUGGGAAGAGUUUUGGUACAACACUAUCCCCUUGGAUUGUGACCCUUGAUGCUCUAGAGCCCUUUGCUUGUGAUGCUCCAAAACAGGACCCUCCUCCCUUGCCGUAUCUGGCUGAAAAAAUAUCCCAAAACUAUGACAUUUCCUUAGAGGUUGGGAUUAAACCUGCUGGACAUAAAAAUUCGUGCAUUGUCACAAGGAGUAACUUAAAGCACUUAUAUUGGACACUGACUCAACAACUCGCACACCAUACAAUCAAUGGUUGCAACUUAAGGCCAGGCGAUCUCCUUGGAACUGGAACCAUAAGUGGACCUGAAGCGGAAUCUUUGGGAUGCUUGCUAGAAUUAACAUGGAAUGGACAAAAGCCAGUAUCUUUGGAUGGAACAACCCGUGGAUUUCUUGAAGAUGGAGAUGAAGUCACUAUCACUGGUUAUUGCAAGGGCAAUGGUUACAAAGUUGGGUUCGGAACAUGCUCAGGCAAGAUUCUUCCAUCAUCUCCUUGAGGAAAAUGUUGGCCCUGGUGAUCAGAAUAAGUGCUCGUUUCUCACUUUACCUCAAACUUGGGUUGAAUAAUUGUAGAGCCUAGAAUUUCAUGCACAGUUUUUUGCUAUUGUUUUAGUGAACUGAAGUACAUGUCGUAUCUUGGCCAGGGGCUAGAAAUCUUCUUUAUGCUGUGUGUUUCAUUUUUGGCGCUGCCCUAUAAUGCAUUAGGAAGCACGACAAUGAUGAGUUCUUUGAAAUAUUAUCGCCUUUUGAGCAGUAA